CAUACUGUCUUUUUCUUUCGUUGAUCAGACGACCGUGUGCUUGUUCUGCUAGUCAGCUAAGGCCGCAAUAAUAUCGGCAACUUGCACUUUUAAAUAAAACCAUCCAAAGUUUUUAAUUAAAUAAAUAAAAUCUCAAGAUGUCGACAAAGGCUGAACUUGCUUGCGUUUACUCCGCAUUAAUCCUCGCUGAUGAUGAUGUUGCUGUAACUGGUGAGAAAAUUCAGACUAUUCUGAAAGCCGCCAACGUUGAAGUUGAACCUUACUGGCCAGGACUUUUCGCCAAGGCUCUGGAAGGUGUCAACAUCAAGGACCUCAUCACCAAUGUUGGAUCCGGUGUUGGAGCCGCACCAGCUGGCGGAGCUCCAGUAGCUGCCGCUGCUGCUGCAGACGCUGCCCCCGCGGCCAAGGAAGCCGAGAAAAAGAAGGAGGAACCCGAAGAAGAGUCUGAUGAUGACAUGGGUUUCGGUCUCUUUGACUAAUUUCAAAUACCAAGAACUACAAUUAUCAGUACUGUGUAUUGAAAUUAAAUAACAAAAAAAAAAAAUAAAAUCUUUUUUUUUAAAUU
This is a messenger RNA of Cotesia glomerata, 565 nucleotides long. RefSeq names its product 60S acidic ribosomal protein P1 (gene RpLP1). The coding region runs from base 138 to 479 and encodes 113 amino acids. Gene Ontology annotation, molecular function: protein kinase activator activity; ribonucleoprotein complex binding; structural constituent of ribosome. The record is from RefSeq and is a predicted model, not a curated record. The transcript is spliced from 4 exons. Gene Ontology annotation, cellular component: cytosolic large ribosomal subunit; ribosome. Gene Ontology annotation, biological process: cytoplasmic translation; translational elongation. Lineage: Eukaryota; Metazoa; Arthropoda; Insecta; Hymenoptera; Braconidae.